Porites lobata is the source of this 3194-nucleotide messenger RNA. Lineage: Eukaryota; Metazoa; Cnidaria; Anthozoa; Scleractinia; Poritidae. The record is from the annotation of a GenBank genome assembly.
AUGGUGCUUAACCUCGUCCAGCUUGGAGAAAGCCUUGUUUUUGAAACAGGUCAAGAUGUGAUGGAGGGUAAUGGUGUAGUAUUGUUUGGAAUGAGCCCUGGAAAUCCAUACUUCAAAUCCCACGUUAUUGAGGACUAUGUGCAAUACUUGGGAAAGGACAAAAGAAGAAUAAUUGUGGUUGUACCACAGCAGCCAGCUGAACAUACGUACAGAGCUCUGGGGAGUAAAGAUGCUGUGAAACGAGCCAAGAAAAACUCCAGUCAGCUCAAGUCGCACUGCAGAAGAGCUAUUGAUAAGGUAUGUACAGAAAAAAAUAUAAUACUGUCACUGAUUAAUUCUUGAUACUUUGAGAAAGCUUCAAAAAGUACGGUUAAAUAUCCACCACAACAUUUUUUUAUUUAUUUUGGUUGUAUUCUAUAAAACUGACGCGCACUCGCUCUCUUUCAUAAGCUAAAUACCAGCUAAAAUUUUAUAUAAUUUUUUUCAUCCGACCUCCUCACAUGUGUCCUCACUGUGAGCUGUGGGUGUCUUUCGUGAAACACGUUUUUUAGUGACAACCGGACAUGCAGUAGUUUUGACACUUCCCAAUUGUGCGCAUGCGUGAGUGACGUCACUGACCUGCUUUUUCUCAGUUAUAAACCGUAAUAACUAGUGAGGCUAAUUUCGCAACUUUGGUUAAUCUUGUGUGUUUUACGUACAUGUCGAAAGUAUGUUGUGUGCUUUUAUGUAGAGACGCGCUAAAUUUCACAGAGAACUGACAGAAAUCUAACGGAGGAUUUCUCGGAAAUAGUAAUUGGUUUAAAAUUAUGGUGAAUAGUUUACUUCAACAACUUUAUUGACUUUACCUUCGACAUGAAGAUUUCAGUACCAAAACAAUAACAAAUGAAAAUAGUAAAUGAUAUUUUAAAAUUGGCCAGAAAUAAAACUUUUAUCGACUUUCAGUCAGUAAAAAAAUGAUUUAAUCAAUAACGAUUAUAAAAGUAAAGGAAACAUUAUAAGGUUUCUAACCAGCCCGUAAUAAAUUAAACGCAAGAAAACUUGGAUUUAAAACAAAUUAGAAACUGACGAUUCCGCCACCUAAGAAACCGGAAACCGCGCUAGAAAAGUCUCUGGCACCCAGGGUAGCCCCCUGUCUGAAGUGGUACAAAAUAGUUUUAUCAUUUACAAAACUAAUCUCUCCCUAAGGUAGAUAAGGGGUGUGGAGGGGGAGUAGACUACGAGUAGUCCCCCAUUUUCCCUCGGGAUAGUAGAGCGAGCGAAACACGAGCGCGCGUGAAAAUCACUAAACGCGAGAAAAGGCGACACGCACUCAUUUUUCUAGACUGCGAGUAGUCUCUCUUUUUCUUCAGAUUUAGUGAGAGCAAUGCACGCUCGCGGGAGCGGCGAAGCCGCUAGACUCUCUUCCCACCGCAAGUCGCCUUUUCUCGCGUGGGGUGAUUUUCACGCGCGCUCUACUAUCCCUGAGGAAAAAUGAGGGACUACUCGUAGUCUAGAGGAGGAGGAGCUAAACUAAUAUUGCAACUUUUUUCACGAUUCAAAGAUUAACGUGUCGACCUGCGGCCGGCAGGAAGCAUCUCCGCCGCACGCAAGUUAAAAAAAAACACGCUGUACCCACGGUUAGAGAAAUAAUAAUUUUACGGCUUUUCAUCAUUCAGUAUGGAUUAAAUCAUUAUUUUCUACCGCUGAACAGGUGUCCAAGACUGAUGAUAUUGCUGGAGAGUUUUAUAUGUUGGACUGGACUUCAGAGGUAGACAAACAUGAAGCUUACAUUGCAGCCUUAGACUAUAUCAUCAGUUUUUACAAAAGUAACUCUUACUUUCGCCAGGACGUCGCACGAUCGACCGCAAAAGUGUUAGGAAAAGAUUCUACAUCCUAUGAGAGUGAAUCAGGUAAGCAAGAGAAGCGGAAUAUCGAUGUUUUAAAAGUCGAAUUAUCUAAACUUUUUCGGUUUCUAUUUCUUGAGUUGUCUUAUCACUUCUCGGUCAAUGGACUUUGAAACACGGAUCCGUUUCUGUUUACACCAAUCUACGGUUUAAAACCCCUUGCGAAUGGUUGUCGAGGCUUCGACGCACAAUUUUCCAGGAUUCAGGACUAAAGAAAUAAAAAAGUUGAGCCAACCGGUGUACAAACUAUGUUAAGAGCAUGAAAAGUGGUGGACAUUCCCGCCACCUGAGUAGAUCUCCGUAAUUCAAGCAUUUUUGUUUUUUUUGCAUCUGUUUUCUUCCGUUUUUGUCCAGCCAUAAAAUCAUGUCAUUCCUUGCUAUCGUUCGGUUGACUGGCAGUUUACUCGAUUUCUAUGCGUGACCCCAAAAAACGGGACUGGGGAGAGGUGGAGAUAAACUCAGUACAUGUACCAAGAUUUGCCUUUCGUUGCAUAACGCUUUAAAUACUCUCCCGGUGGGGUACGCAACAACGUUUUAUAUCGGAAGGCUCCAGACCCUUACCCUUGAAUAUACUAUUUCUGACAAAAAAGGUACCCCUUUUGUAUACCUUUUAUUGACAAAUGCUACCCCUUUCACAUACCUAGUAUAACACCUUUGCAUUCCUUUUAAUUACCGUAAAUGAACUGUAUUUACUAUAUAGAUACAGUUGAACCUCCCCUCAAAGGCCUGGUCGUUGUAGACAGAUGGAAACUGUGAAGAGGUGGCCGUUAGUGGAAGUUGGACUGUAAAUUACAAAUCUAGAAUGUUUUCUCGACUUUUUUUACAGCCAUAAAAUGUGACUGUUAGCCCUUUUGGACCUUUUUACAAACUGAAAUGACAGAUUUCCCUAUCCCUUUAUAUACUUCAGCUUCCGAAUUCCAUACCCUUUUAUAUAGCAAUGAUAUAUCUGAAGCCGGAAAAAGGUACCUCUUUCGGGCGGAGCCUCCCCGUAUAGGCCAUUAUAGGGAGUACCAACCCCCACUCCCCACCCCCACAGUAUACUCUUCAAUGAAGUCUGACCAAGUCUUAUUUUAAACUUUAGAAUCCUCAGAUGCUGAGCUUGAAGACAACGAAAGUGUGCAAGAAGGAGUUUACUACCUCCUGAAAGAACUAGCCUUCAUUAUCUCCAGCAAAGAGAUGUUCAGAACCGAAAGUGUGGCAGUUAUUUAUCAUCGCAGCUGGCCUGUCUAUGAGAAAUUUGUAAAUGGAGAUUAUGAUGGAAAGCCAAAAGAAGGAUUGGGACUUGCAAUCAUCAACUAUGAUCUAGUGUAA